UUGUACUACGGAUACAUAGGGCCAGGUGAUCGGCUGCUCAACAGAACUUACGUUCAGCAACCGGCGAUCCCCAACACUCUUCAGUCUCAAGAUGUAAUCUACCGUGGGAACUAUACGACUAGGAUAUCAGCCAUUCAGGUGGUCGAGCUUGGAUACACGCAGUACGCAACACCUUGGUUGCUGUAUGGUGGUAUUGGUGCCAACAACGUCAGCAUUAGGAUUCAAUCGGCGAGAGGUUAUGGGUACAACUAUCUCAUCGACAUUUGGGGACGAUAA
This is a messenger RNA of Parnassius apollo (apollo), 276 nucleotides long. Lineage: Eukaryota; Metazoa; Arthropoda; Insecta; Lepidoptera; Papilionidae. The record is from the annotation of a GenBank genome assembly.